This is a messenger RNA of Hyaena hyaena (striped hyena), 1442 nucleotides long. RefSeq names its product capping actin protein, gelsolin like (gene CAPG). The transcript is spliced from 10 exons. Lineage: Eukaryota; Metazoa; Chordata; Mammalia; Carnivora; Hyaenidae. Bases 280 to 1329 code for a protein of 349 amino acids. Gene Ontology annotation, molecular function: actin filament binding; phosphatidylinositol-4,5-bisphosphate binding. Gene Ontology annotation, cellular component: cytoplasm; actin cytoskeleton. The record is from RefSeq and is a predicted model, not a curated record. Gene Ontology annotation, biological process: barbed-end actin filament capping; actin polymerization or depolymerization; actin filament severing.
GAGGCAGAAGAGCCAGAAAAGCUGAAGAGGGAGGAAGGAGAGCUGCGGAAAGGUGAAAGUGGCCAGGUGGCUGAGGGAGAGUCGGCCCCUGGGACUUGCUGGCUGGGACUCUCUUAGGGGGUGAGGGCUGGCCGCCAGGGUCUGGAAACAGACUCGCAUUUCUGGAAGCCGCUUUAUCCCGGACUCCUGUCCCUCCUGGCAGCUUUGUGCCAGGCCCUGGGUACAUUUAUUGUCUGUCUGGAGCCCCACGGUUGCCCCGGAGGAAGAACUGGAAACAGCAUGUAUACGCACCUCCCCCAGAGCGGCUCUCCGUUCCCAGCGUCGGUGCAGGAUCCCGGCCUGCAUGUCUGGCGGGUGGAAAAGCUGAAGCCAGUGCCGGUGGCGCGUGAGAACCAGGGCGUCUUCUUCUCGGGGGACUCCUACCUAGUGCUGCACAACGGCCCGGAGGAGCUGUCCCACCUGCACCUGUGGAUAGGCCAGCAGUCCUCCCGGGAUGAGCAGGGGGCCUGUGCCGUGCUGGCGGUGCAUCUCAACACCCUGCUCGGGGAGCGGCCCGUGCAGCACCGAGAGGUGCAGGGCAAUGAGUCCGACCUCUUCAUGAGCUACUUCCCGCGGGGCCUCCAGUACCAGGAAGGCGGAGUGGAGUCAGCGUUUCACAAGACCUCUCCCGGGACCGGUCCAGCUGCCAUCAAGAAGCUCUACCAGGUGAAGGGGAAGAAGAACAUCCGUGCCACCGAGCGGCCGCUGAGCUGGGACAGCUUCAACACCGGGGACUGCUUCAUCCUGGACCUGGGCCAGAACAUCUUCGCCUGGUGUGGUGGAAAGUCCAACAUCCUGGAGCGCAACAAGGCACGGGACCUGGCCCUGGCCAUCAGGGACAGUGAGCGACAGGGCAAGGCCCAGGUGGAGAUUGUCACUGAUGGGGAAGAGCCCGCUGAGAUGAUCCAGGUCCUGGGUCCCAAGCCUGCUCUGAAGGAGGGGAAUCCUGAGGAAGACCUCACGGCUGACCGGACAAACGCCCAGGCCGCAGCUCUAUAUAAGGUCUCCGACGCCACUGGACAGAUGAACCUGACCAAGGUGGCCGACUCCAGUCCCUUUGCCCUUGAGCUGCUGCUAUCUGAUGACUGCUUCGUGCUGGACAAUGGGCUCUGUGGCAAGAUCUACAUCUGGAAGGGGCGAAAAGCUAACGAGAAGGAGCGGCAGGCAGCUCUCCGGGUGGCAGAGGACUUCAUCUCUCGCAUGCGCUAUGCCCCCGACACUCAGGUGGAGAUUCUGCCCCAGGGCCGCGAGAGUCCCAUCUUCAAGCAAUUCUUCAAGGACUGGAAAUGAGGGUGGGUGUCUCCCGGCCCCUGGCCUCCUGCCUGCUUUCUCCUGCUCUGGCUGCCCGGUCGGUGCUGAGGUGCCCCUGAGGAUGUUCAAUAAAGGAGACAAGUGCUUCCCCA